This is a messenger RNA of Impatiens glandulifera, 1175 nucleotides long. RefSeq lists its product as uncharacterized. The record is from RefSeq and is a predicted model, not a curated record. The transcript has 2 exons. NCBI's taxonomy places the organism in Eukaryota, Viridiplantae, Streptophyta, Magnoliopsida, Ericales, Balsaminaceae. Bases 71 to 1132 code for a protein of 353 amino acids.
UCAUCAAUUCAUCAAUAUCAAGACAUUUAUUUAUUUAGUUCUUCAAAGUGCAAAAAACAAACAAACAAAAAUGGAGUUUUUGUUUGUGAAGAAGAAGAAGAAGAAAGGGUUGAUGGUUACAAUAUUAAUAAUGAUAAUGAUAUCAAUAUUAUUAAUGGAUGAAGCAAGGGCAGCAAAAGUGACGUGCAAGAGCAAGAGCAGCAAAUGCUAUUACAAGCAGGUUCAAUGCCCAAGUGAAUGCCCGACUCCAUAUCCAUCUGACCCGCAUGCCAAAGUCUGUUUCAUCAACUGCAAUUCACCCAUUUGCAAGGCCGAGUGCAAGAAUCGGAAGGCUAACUGCAACGGUGUCGGGGCAGCUUGUCUAGACCCACGAUUCAUCGGCGCAGAUGGAAUCGUGUUCUACUUCCACGGCAAGAUUAACCAACAGUUCGCACUAGUCUCCGACGCCCAUCUUCAGAUCAACGGUCGAUUCAUCGGCGUUCGUCCCGCCGACAGGCCAAGAGAUUUCACAUGGAUACAAGCCCUUGGAAUUCUCUUGGCGGAUUCCCGCCACAAUUUCUCCGUGGAUGCCACCAGGGCUGAGUCGUGGGACCAAGAAGUGGAUCACCUCAAGUUCACCUACAACGGACAAGAACUGGCUCUCCCCGAAGGCUACCCAUCCGUUUGGAGAUCUCCGGACGACGACAACAUCAUUGUCGAGAGAAUCUCCGACACCAACGCCGCUCUAAUUACCUUACCGGAAAUCGCUGAAAUUUCUGUCAGCGCUGUGCCCAUUACAGAGGAGGACAACAGAGUCCACAAUUACAGGAUUCCGGUGGACGACUGCUUCGCUCAUCUGGAGGUACAGUUCAGAUUCUACCGGCUGUCCGACAACGUUGAAGGUGUUUUAGGCAGGACGUACCAGCCGGAUUUCAAGAACCCGGCCAAGCCUGGCGUCGCAAUGCCGGUUGUCGGAGGGGAAGACAAGUACAGAACAUCUUCUCUCCUCUCUUCCGAUUGUGCAUCUUGCAUUUACUCUCCCCAUAUAAUUAAUACUAACACCACCACCUCUAUGCUUAUGGUCGACUAUGGCGCCCUUGACUGUACCGGUAAAGCCGCCGCCGCCGGCCAUGGAAUUGUUUGCAGGAAAUGAUCAUCUCAUCUAUUCUAUUCUAUUCUCUUUCAAUUUAUUACAU